AUGAGCAGCGUGGCCAUGGAGCAGAACGCGGAGGCGGCAGCGGCCAGCAUCGAGAGGCAGUACGAGGGCAUCGACAUCAUGACGCGCCAGCACACCUCAGCCGCCGCCGCAGCUGCAGCCCUCGAAGAGGCGUUUGGACCCGCGCCCGCAUUUCCAGGAGAAGACAUCAGCCAGGCCCACAAGGGUCAGCGGGUAGACUCUGGAGAGUACUCCCAGGAGUCCAGGGUCCCGAGGUGCCACGACUCCAAGCAGAUGUGCUACCGCAACUGGCAUUGGCAGUGGGAGGGCCACUCCCAAUCGCAGCAGCCAGCAUCAACAGCGGCAUCAGUCACCGGGGUCUCGAGGGGCCAACGUGACACCACCACGGCCGACACGAGGGCCGCCCGCCGCGUCUCGAGGGGCGCUAGUGUGUCCCCCUCCGCCAUCCGAGUCCACGAGAUCGAGAACGUGGAAAGGACCUUUCUCGACGGUCAAAACUCGGCUGGCAGCGAGGCAGAGGAUGGCAUGGAGCAAUGCCGCGUCAACGUCUGCGACGACGUCGACACUACGACCCUGCACAACAUGGCAAGGAUGGCGCUGGAGAUGUGCCCAUCACGCGAGCUGCCGACCAGGCGGACACACAUCUACACGGACGGCAGCUACAACGGCAUCCCACAUACAGCCGCCUGGGCAGUUGUCAUUGUCGACGAGUACGACGACGGGCGCAACUCACGAGGCCCGUUCGGUUUUCGGGGUUUCAUUGCUGGCAAGGUCACCGAGACCCUUGACGACAUGGUAAACAACGAGAAGGUGACGGCAUACACAGCUGAGCUCACGGCAGUACUUUGGGCACUAAUGUGGGCCCUUGGUCAAGACACCGACGCGCCCAUCGAGAUCACGCCCGAUGCCCUCAACGUUAUCAACCUGGCCAAAGGCGAAGCCCAAUGCCACGUACAUCCGAGGUUGGGGGCCGCCAUUCGCACGCUUGCAGGCCUCCUCCAACAAGCCCGACCUACCCAGUGGCACCAUAUUAACUCGCACAUCGGGCACCCUUGGAACGAGCUCGCAGAUGGGAUAGCAGAUCAAGCUUCGGCCAGCGACCUGAUGGACCCGAACAUUGCAGCAGUGCAGGCGAUCGCUCACAACAAGUUCCUUUCCUGGGAAUGGCUGCGAUCAGAGCCAGAUGCGGUCAAGGCCGCAUACCCGCCCUUGCGGAACAAAGACUUCAUCAUCGAGGCCACCCAGCCGCAGGCAGCCCCAGGAGCGAUCCAGAGGCCCAUCAGCACCACCACCAUCAAGGCCGACCUCAACGUGAAUUUGUGCACCUACAACUGCAGAUCACUCAAGGUCACGCACCUAGCAGCACAGUUUGCUGACAUGGGCCUGCACGUCGUCGCCCUGCAGGAGACGCAGAGCGAAGGAGACGUCCGCAAUGUAGGUGAAUAUGUUUGCUACUCGUCAGGCCACACGCAGCAGAACAGAGGAUGCGACAUCUGGCUCAACGUCUCCCAACCAAUCAGCGCGAGUGGGGCAGCGAAGUACCUAGGUGCCAAAGACACCCUCGUCCUCCACCAGCACGACAGGCUCUUGAUCAUCAAGACCCGCGUUGCAGGCACAGACAUGGUUAUCGCAUCAGCAUACGCACCCCACGAAGACUCCCACGCGGCGGAGAAGAGAGAAUUCUGGGAGUCUGCUCAGCGAUUGUCUGCCAAGUACCGAGUGGACAUCUUCAUGGGGGACCUGAACGGGCGUCUUGGCGACUACGAGUCCCCAGGAGUUGGCACCAGUGGGUACCCAGAAGCGACCAACGGCAAUGGCAAGCACAUCAUCAGCUCCGCUGCCGACACCAACAUGGAGGUCAUCAACACCACGAGGGAUCCAGGCAACAACUCACAUACGCAUGUCGGAUCGAAGGGGCAGCACCACAGGAUAGACUACAUCCUGCUGAGCUCCUCGAUCGCCCCGUACGUCGCGAGCUGCAGCACGGAGCCAGGUCUGGACCGAGGCACAGCUGCACAAGACCACAUACCAGUACUAGCCACCCUCAAGUGGGCCGUCUGCAAGACCACCAAGGCCUCAGGACCGAGGCCCGACCUGACCAACUUGAACAAUGACGUCGCCAAGGCCAGCUUCAAGGAGAUUCUCAAGCAGGCCCCGAUCAUCCCCUGGCAGGUGGACGUCAACACCCACUGCGAGGAGGUCACCAGGGUCGUCAACGACGCGGCCAUCCAGGCCUUCGGCAAGGCCGCCAAGGCAACGAGGAAGCCCUACGUCACCAAGACUACCAUGGGCCUGAUCCGAGCCAGGUCUGGGCCCACCGUUGCCGCGGCCGUCGAGAAGGACCGCAGCGCAUUCCUCAGUCGGCUUGCCUCGACUGCGUCCUCCGCCUCCGCUGCGAACGACGCUGCGGCCCAGUGGAAGGCUUACCGCGACCCACUAAGGUAUGGAGGGAGGAAGGCGAAGUUCCCAGCAGGAAAGCCUAUGCGGCUCGACAAGGAUGGAGAGGUGAUCCACAACUCCCAGGACAUGGCGGACCAGGAGCUUAACCAUUUCGCGAAGAUACAGGCGGGCAAGAUCGUGACAGCGGAUGAUCUUGCCAACAAGUACAAUCACGACAGCAAGACCAGGCCCUUCGACGGCAUGCUGGAUCUCUCCAUGGUGAUGCCCCUGGCCGUCUGCCAGGCCCAGUUCGCCGCGGCCAAGGCUGGGACGCAAGGAGGCCCCGACGGGCUCACGAACGCUGUCCUCAGGGCGGCCCCCACAGAGGCAGCGAGGCUACUGCACCCCCUCUUCACCAAGGUGGCGACCACCGUACGGGAGCCGCUGAGCUUCAAGGGUGGAGACCUGGUCGCAAUUCCCAAAGGAAAAGGCGACCCAAGGUACCUCCAAGCCUACCGCGAGAUCCUCUUAAACAACGUCCUGGGCAAGCACCACCACAAAUACCUACGGACCAUGCUCAACACUACCCUCGCCAUAGCGCUGGAGGGCAUCCAGGUUGGCGGCCGGCCCAAGCGAGGGGCGGACAUGGCGGUCCUAGCAGCGCGCCUCUUCACAGAGAGAAGUCAGGCCCAAGGGAAGUGCUCCAUGAUAAGCUGCUACGACUUAAAGGAGGCCUUCUACUCGGUUGUAGUCCAGCUGGUUCAUGGCAUCCCAGGCGAGGAGGACGAAGUCAAGGAGGUGCUAGAGAACCUCGAGGUUCCCCUGUGGGCCCAGCCGCAACUGGAGCACCUCAUGGCCAACCCAGGGAUACUCGACACAGUGUUGGACGGCUCCCACUUGGCUGCCCUCAUUGCAGAAGGUUACCGCAACGGGUGGACAUCACACAGGUUCUCCCAGAACCUCAUGGCGCCGCACAAGGGCACGAGGCCUGGCGUGCCCCUGGCCGACGCGGACUUCAAUCUGCUAUUCGGCCGAGUCCACCGCAUGAUCGACAGCUACCUUGCGCAGCGAGGGCUACGCGAGCCCUGGCCCACCGUGCUCCAAGGCCUGGGCACUGCCGCCCAGGUCGGCAGCCAGGCCUUCGAGCUUCAGCAGGUCUGCCUUCGCCUGGAGGACGCCCGGAGCGAGGCGGAGCAGGAGGCCACCCUCCGCCUCAGCGCCGAGGCACCGCCCUAUUCCGCCCCCCACGCGGCCGCGCGCGAGCUCCCCGCGGGGACACUGCUGCCAGAUGCACUGGCAACGCCUGGUGCCGUGUUGGCCUGCACUGGCAGCGCCCACGUGAUGACCAUGCGGCCGACGCGGGCCCAUGUGAAACUGACGGCGCCGCCAGGACAGUACCAGAACACGAAGACCAAUGACGACAGGACCAAGCAGGACAACAGCGGCUUGCACGUCGAUGCCUUCACAGCCCCCACGAAGAUUGGCAUGAUUACUUUCCCCACCAUCCCAGACAAGUUUGAAAUGCCUGGUGCUGGCUUCAACGACGCCAGCUGCUGCCAGAAUGACCCCAGCAGCGACGACAUGCGUAAUGUUCAGCCUAGAGGAGGAGGACGACGAGCUUACAACAUCGUCCACAGCGACCUUUUGGCACGGAUCGGCACGACCACGGGCUGUAACCGCAACACGUGGCGUUGCACCGACGCCGAGGCAACUGGGUGCGACAAGCACCUCGACUAG
Molecule: messenger RNA, 4095 nt
Organism: Prorocentrum cordatum
Lineage: Eukaryota; Dinophyceae; Prorocentrales; Prorocentraceae
Source: the annotation of a GenBank genome assembly